CAUCAACAUGGAAGAACUGAGCCGAAUCGCCACCGAACAACACCGCGAGUUCAUGGCGGCAGCAGCCAUCGAGUCCGACCUUCAACUAGCGUACCGUCUCCAACUCCAAGAAGCCAUGGCUGCAUCUCUCACUAUUCAACCUCCGCAACCAAUACCAAACCUCCAAACCCUAGAGAUUGAUAAACUCCAGAACGAACUUAAACACCGAUUAGUUAUUGAAACCGAAACCAAAAACAUAAGGAAGAGUCCUCCUUAUGGGGAGGGGUCUUCAUCUUCUUCUUUGAAAAGCGAAGAUGAUGAAGAGGUAUAUAUGGUUUACUUUAAGGGUUUGACAGUGGCGGGGAUGGGUGCGGAGAUAUGCGAUUCGACGGAUGAAGGUAUUUAUGAGAUGAAGAAGCCUUUGAAGUUGAUUGAAGGUGAGCCGAUAUCCAGGCCGUGUGUGGAGGGGCAGGCGUUGGUUGAGACUUUGAAGGGUGCAGCCGCUUUGGGACUAAAGAGAAUUCAAGUGUUUUGUGAUUUUUAUCUGCUGUAUGAAUUUGUUACUGGGAAAUUGCUUCCGGACCAGCAAAAGUAUAUAGACAUUAUGGAUCAAGUGAAUCUUCUUCGGAAAAGUUUCACAUACUGUGAGUUCUCUCUUAUCUUACGUGAUGAUGUCAAACAUGUGUUUAGGCUUGCAAGAGAAGCAAUAAAUUCCCAGAUAAGCAAGCUUGAAACCAAAACGAAGAGUCCUUACAAAGAGGGUUCUUCUUCUUCUUCUUCCUCGAUGAGCGAAGAAGAUGAUGGAGAGGUAUAUAGGAUUCAUUUUAAGGGUUUGUGGAGUGAUGAGAGGGUUUAUGGUCCUGAUGAAGAAGCCUUUGAAGUUGAACGGGUUUCCAGGCCGUGUGUGGAGGGGCAGGCGUUGGUUGCGACUUUGAAGGGUGCAGCUGCUUUGGGACUGCAGAGGAUUGAAGUGUUUGUUGAUUUUUAUCUGCUUUAUGAAUUUGUUAGUGGGAAGUUGUUGCCAAACCAGCAAAAGUGUAUAGACAUUAUGGAUCAAGUGAAUCUCCUUCGGAAACGUUUCACAUACUGUGAGUUUUCCCUUACUUCUCGUGACGACGUCAAAUAUGUGUUUUGCCUUGCAAGAGAUGCAAUAAAUUCCCAGAUAAGCAAGCUUGAAACCAAAACGAAGAGUCCUUACGGAGAGGGAUCUUCAUAUUCUUCGGAGAGCGAAGAUGAGGGAGAGGUAUAUAGGGUUUAUUUUAAGGGUUUGUGGAAUGAAGAGAGAGUUUAUGGUUCUAGUUCUUCAUAUAAAACAGUGACAGUGGCGGCGAUGGGUGCGGCAAUAUGCGAUUCGUCGGAUGAGAUUAUUCAUCAGUUGAAGACGCCUUUGGAUUUGAUUGAAGGUGAGCCGAUUUCCAGGCCGUAUGUGGAGGGGCAGGCAUUGAUUGUGGCUUUGCAGGGUGCAGCUACUUACAAGCUCAAGAGAAUUGAAGUGUUUUGUGAUUAUUAUCUGUUGUAUCAAUAUGUUAGCGGGGAGUUGCUGCCAAAUGAACAACAGACUAUAGACAUUCUGGAUCAUGUGAAUCUCCUUCGGAAAAGUUUCACAUACUGUGAGCUCUCCCUUAUUGCUCGUUAUGAUGUCAAAUAUGUGUUUAGGCUUGCAAAAGAAGCAAUACGUUCCCAGACAAGAAAGGCAGUAUCAACUCUAGGAAAUUUUGGUACUUGUGUGAUAUGCUUAGAUGAUAUAUCUAUAGACCAAUUCAUGUCAAUUGGUUGUACACACCGAUAUUGCUAUUCUUGUAUGAAGCAACAUGUAGAGGUGAAAUUGCUUAAUGGUAUGUUACCAAAAUGCCCUCAUGAAGACUGUGGGGUUGAACUGAGAAUUGAAAGUUGUGAGAAGUUCUUGGACCCGAGGUUUACUGAGAUGAUGAGACAACGGCUGAAAGAAGAUUCAAUUCCGGUGACGGAAAAAGUUUAUUGUCCUAAUCCUAGAUGCUCCACGUUAAUGUCAACAAAGGAAGCUCUUAGGAAUCUUGUAUUGGUUUAUGGAUUUGGAGCUAGAACAUGUUAUAAUUGUCAUGGAAAUUUCUGCGUAUAUUGCAGGGUUCCGUGGCAUGAAAAUAUAACAUGUGAAGAGUACAAAAGAAGAAACCCAACACCACUUGUGGAAGAAUCAAAGCUCAAAAGUCUGGCAGCAAGGAAUUUGUGGCGGCAGUGCAUAAAAUGCAAACAUAUGAUAGAAUUAGCCGCUGGUUGCUAUCACAUGACAUAUUCCUAUGGACAUUAUGGUCUUCUUUCUCCUAUCUUUGCUGGCACGGCUUCUUCCUCCGAUCUCGCUGUCACAGUUUCUUUAUAUGAUUUUUGCCGAAAACUGCCUAUUUUUGGUUUGAAUAUGGAACAAGAUGUGGAUAUGAAUUUUGCUACACGUGUGGAGAAGAAUGGAAGAACAAGAAGGCAACAUGCAAGUGUCCUCUUUGGGAUGAAGAAAACAUCAUAG
Molecule: messenger RNA, 2476 nt
Organism: Helianthus annuus (common sunflower)
Lineage: Eukaryota; Viridiplantae; Streptophyta; Magnoliopsida; Asterales; Asteraceae
Exons: 8
Coding region: 8-2476 (822 amino acids)
Biological process (GO): protein polyubiquitination; ubiquitin-dependent protein catabolic process; positive regulation of proteasomal ubiquitin-dependent protein catabolic process
Cellular component (GO): ubiquitin ligase complex; cytoplasm
Molecular function (GO): zinc ion binding; ubiquitin protein ligase activity; nucleic acid binding
Source: RefSeq, a predicted model, not a curated record